UCCUGCAGCAGAGAAGCACCUGACAGCAGCCGGGAGGGGGCGGGGCUUACAGUGAACACAGAGGAGUGGACGUGCAGUUCCGUGGCGUCCUGGAUCCAAGCCUGAUUUGUACUUAACCGGACCGCUCUGCACUGUAGUGGGGUGAAGGGUGAAUUAACUGGCAGACAGUAAUACUGCUGAUGUCAGCAGACAAGAUGGCAACAACAGCUAGUGCAAAUGGAGCAGGGCCUGUAAAUGAAGGAAAAGACACCCUCAGUCCUGAGGAUCUGUCUGAGCUGCUGGCAGCAGGGACCAAGGAGGUUCACGAGAAGGCCGAAAACACACAGUUUGUGAAAGACUUCCUCAAGGGUCGCAUCCGCAAAGAGCUUUUCAAGCUUGGUGCCGUUGCUCUCUACUACACCUAUACCGCGAUGGAGGAGGAGAUUGAAAGGAACAAGGACCACCCCCACUUUGCCCCCCUAUAUUUCCCUACAGAGCUGCAUCGCCGCGAGGCCCUGGCCCGUGACCUUGAGUACUUUUACGGGCCUGACUGGCAGAGCGAGGUCAGCUGCUCCCCGGCCGCCCAGCGCUAUGUGGACCGUAUUCAUGAAGUAGGGCAGGAGGACCCCGUGCUGCUGGUGUCCCACGCUUACACCCGCUAUAUGGGUGACCUGUCAGGGGGCCAGGUGCUGAAGAAGGUGGCGCAGAGAGCCAUGAAGCUGCCGCCCACAGGGGAGGGCCUGGAGUUCUAUACGUUUGAUGGCAUCCAUAGUGCCAAAGAAUUCAAGCAGCUGUACCGUAGUCGGAUGAACGUGCUGGUUCUGGACGGGGAUACAAAGAAGAGGCUGGUGGCCGAGGCUGUCAAGGCCUUCCAGUUCAACAUGGAGGUGUUCGAUGAGUUGGAAGAGAUCGGCAAAACCAUCCAGGAGGAAGUUUUAGAUGCUGGCAUGCCCGUCCAUGGAGCAAUGGGUGGAGACAUCGGCAAAUGUCCCUACUAUUCUGCCAAAAUGGCGGCGGCGGGCGGAUCAGAAUACGCCUGUCAGCUCGCCAUGGCUGUACUGCGACACCCGACGGGACAGGUCCUGUGCGCUGCUCUUGCUGCUGCUCUGGCAGGGUUUGCUGCCUGGUAUCUGAUGUGAUGCUGCCGUCACCCUGUCACCGUGCUGCUGGGAGAACGACGAGAAAAAAGGGAGGACAGUAAGGGGAAUAAAAAAAUCACUCAGGUUGUAGACCAUUUCCUAGUUUCUUACAAACAUUCUGAAUGGGUCCAGGCUUAUUUAAUGUUACUUAAAGGAAUUCAACUUGGAUCUGUUCUAUGGAAUUCUGAUAUAAUGACCAUAAAUAUGUCCAUCCAUCCACCAAGCUACAACUUGUUCAAAUGUAUCCUCUAUUCUUUUAAAUGCACUACCUCCUCUGAACUGUCCCUCCAACCUUUGUCCUUCCAGUGAGUUUUGUCGUAUCUGAAGAUAUUCUGAAGCUGCUUUCUUGAUUUGUCCCCAAUUUUAAAUGAAACUGCCAGAUGUAAAACAUAUAUAUUUUAGAUGCUGCCCCUUAAAUUGGCUCUAUAGUGAUGAAUGCGUUAGUAAUGAUGAAGAGAUUAUCCAAAGUUCUCAUGGCGAGCGCAGAGGAAACAUGUUACAACAUACUAUGCACAUGUUAUGAAUGAGUUUAAUGGCUCAGUGUGUUCUUGCUGGGCAGACUGCUGUGGUGGUUUUGAAUGAGGUCUUUGUGUGGUUGCAAUAAAAGAUCUCAAAUUGUACUUCCUGACAUGAGUUGAAGUUCCAAAGAUAAUAUGAAACGCAGUGCAUUGCACUGUUGUUAUUCUUUCUUUUAUUAAAUUCAUCUAAUUAUCCAAAAAUGGCCUCCAAUGUUUCUAAAACAUUUCUACAAGUGUACCUAAUUCUUAAAAAAUAGCACAACUUUGACAAGCUUAUGAUUGGAUACGAGUGAAUACACCUGAAAAUGGACUCUCUACUAAUGCAUGUUCAAAUGGACAUCUUGUAUUUAUAAACAAAAACUGCCUGAUGUUGGUUUAAAUGCAUCGCUUAACUGUCCAAGGUGAAGUAUUAAUCGAUGAUUCAGUUUUACCUGCCACAGAAGCUGAUAUCAUAGGAAAGGUGAAUAUGAUAAUGGUUAAGUCUGAAGGCUAAAGAUGUUAAGGUUUAUUAUGAACUGCCGCAGGUUAGGUCCUUCAGCAGCUCACCUCUUGUGUAAGCAGCCAUUUGUUAUGGAUACGCCAGUAUGCAUCAUCACUAAAACAGUCACAUUUUGCUUGUACUCUAUUUUUUGGAACACCAUUCCAAGUAAUUGCAACAUGGAUAAGGAGGAACAUAUUGUGCUUUGUGUACUGUGUGCAGUGUUAUUGCACUGUUCUGCAAUUUAAGUUGAAUAUUUAUCCUGACACAUUAAUGACAUUUUAUUAACUUGGCAUCAUCUUCCAAGCUGUUUGUUCUUUUCGUAGUUUAAAAAUGUUUGACGCACAGUGUCAACGGAAACCUGCUUAAAACAAAAUGUCUACCAGGUUCCUGUGCUGUGUGUGUUUGCACAUGAUGUACAGUAUGGUGUACAGUAUUCUUUAACUAGCAGUCAUUCAGAUUUGACCUGGCAUGUAUCCCAAGUGAUCAUGUGUUUUUUAUCUGAGCGUCUCAGGUUCAUGUUGUAGUCGGAUGGAAAUACAAUGCAUUUCCUUUGGACUGUUAUACUCCUGUAGUUCAUUGUCCAUGUUUUAUUUUAUUUUAUUUUUGCCAGUGUCAAAAUGCUUCAGUAUUUCUGGACGAACUUAGGGAAGGCUUACUUGAAUCUCAGAAGUACAGUUGUUCAGGUCAUUGUUAAACCUUAGAUAUAGAAGAUGGGAUGCUUGACUAAUUCAUGUUGAUUUAGAUUCCUCUUGCAUUUCAAUAACUCUGCUCCUAAUCACUUUGUGUAUCUGAAUGGACAACGCUUUAUAGUGUUUGACACCCCAUGGCUGUUGAAUGAAAUACAUUCUGUUUUCCUGCUCAAGCUCAAAUAAAGGUGAUCCAUUUGGA
Messenger RNA from Trematomus bernacchii (emerald rockcod), 3005 nucleotides. RefSeq names its product heme oxygenase 2b (gene hmox2b). The record is from RefSeq and is a predicted model, not a curated record. The transcript has 6 exons. Bases 180 to 1118 code for a protein of 312 amino acids. Gene Ontology annotation, molecular function: heme binding; heme oxygenase (decyclizing) activity. NCBI's taxonomy places the organism in Eukaryota, Metazoa, Chordata, Actinopteri, Perciformes, Nototheniidae. Gene Ontology annotation, biological process: heme oxidation; response to oxidative stress; heme catabolic process.